GCCAUGAUGUCUGAGAGCUCCGGCCCCCAGAACCCCAGCUGCCACAUCAUGACCUUCUACCCAACCAUGGAGGAGUUUAUGGACUUCAACCACUUUAUCGCUCAGAUGGAAUCUCAGGGUGCACAUCGAGCAGGCCUGGCCAAGGUCAUCCCACCCAAGGAGUGGAAGGCCAGACAGAGCUACGAUGACAUGGAUGACUUCUUGAUAGCCCGCCCCCUCCAGCAGGUGGCCUAUGGCGGGGCAGGUGUCUUUACUCAACACCAAAAAAAGAAGAAAGCCAUGACCCUGAGACAGUACCGCCAACUGGCCACCAGCACAAAAUACCAGACCCCAGCGCACCUGACUUUUGAAGAGUUGGGGCAAAAGUAUUGGAAGAGCCGUGCCUAUGGUGCCCCGAUCUACGGCGCUGACAUCAGCGGCUCUCUGUUUGAUGAGAACACGGCACACUGGAACCUCAGGCGCCUGGGCUCGCCUCUGGACCUGCUGGCACAGGAGUGCGGCGUGGUCAUCGAGGGAGUCAACACGCCCUACCUGUACUUUGGCAUGUGGAAGACCACGUUCGCCUGGCACACGGAGGACAUGGAUCUGUACAGCAUCAAUUACCUGCACUUCGGGGAGCCCAAAACGUGGUACGCGGUGCCCCCGGAGCACGGGCGGCGCCUGGAACGCCUGGCCGGGCAGCUGUUCCCGGGCAGUUCCCGCAGCUGCCAGGCCUUCCUGCGGCACAAGGUGGCCCUCAUCUCGCCCAGCGUCCUGCGGCAGAAUGGCAUCCCCUUCCGCCGCGUCACUCAGCAGGCUGGCGAGUUCAUGGUCACCUUUCCCUACGGCUACCACGCGGGCUUCAACCACGGCUUCAACUGCGCCGAAGCCAUCAAUUUCGCCACCCCGCGCUGGAUCGAGUAUGGCAAAGUGGCCUCUCAGUGCAGCUGCGGGAAGGCCAGGGUCACCUUUGACAUGGACCCCUUCGUUCGUAUCCUGCAACCCGAGCGCUAUGAGCUGUGGAAGAAGUCGCUAGCCCGUUUGGGUGUGGACAAGAAUCAAAAUAUGCGGGAGCUGACCACUGGCAGCAAGGUGCAAGCAACAGGCAGACGCGCGCCAGGCAUAAGGCACCGCAAGAGGCAUCGGGCUCGAUGCCCUAGACAGCCUGUGGAGGAAGGUGAUGGGAGCGGCCAGUCCACCGCCGUGGGUCCUGUGUCGGUGCAAGUCUUGUGUGCUAGAGUCACUGCAGGCCAGCCUGGGGCUGCUGGUGCUAGCAGCUCCUGGAAGCCUGAUUGGGUACCAUUGGAGACCCCCGGUCUACUCAGCCCAGGUCCUCGUGCCUUCACUGGUAGACGUGGUCGCGGUUGUGGGCGUCGUUCUCAGCACUUGGAGGCUCAACAGCCUAUCCUGCAGGUUCCAACCAAGACGCUGGUCUUCUCGGGUGCUGCACACAGAGCUCCCGGUGCAGAGGCCCAGUCCCUGCUGGAGCAUGGGGUUUUGAUGGUGAACGCAGCUCCCGUGACCCCUGAGCUCCAGCCUCUUUCCAAGGCUUCUGGAUGUUGCUGUGCCCCCGAUCUUCAGCCCUUGGGGCCCCCAUUGGAUUCCGACCAUCCAAUGCACCCUGGCCCUUGCCUGCUCUCCUUGGACCACAUUCCAGUGGAUCUCCCUGACACCGUGCCACCGACAUCACCCAGUAGUACCAUGCCUCGGAGAAGGUUUCCCACAGACACUGCUAGGGACUGGGCUGCUCUUGGGAAUGUUGUGAGGAUGGAUCACUCUUAUACCUCUAGGAGUCUGGAUGCAGCCAGUGUCCCUGACUGUGAUCCCCUGGAACCAGAAACACCAGAGGGAGCAGCACCCUUGAGUCCCGAAGAUAUUUUUGCCUUUAAUGGAUGCUCUUAA
Messenger RNA from Lepus europaeus (European hare), 1881 nucleotides. Its product is annotated as lysine-specific demethylase 4D-like. Gene Ontology annotation, molecular function: histone H3K9 demethylase activity. Gene Ontology annotation, biological process: chromatin remodeling. Gene Ontology annotation, cellular component: nucleus. The transcript has a single exon. The record is from RefSeq and is a predicted model, not a curated record. Lineage: Eukaryota; Metazoa; Chordata; Mammalia; Lagomorpha; Leporidae. The coding region runs from base 4 to 1881 and encodes 625 amino acids.